AGGCAAGAAACUAGGGUUAGUGAUUAUAUUUAUAGAUGAGUGAUGAAACACAGAAGAGCCGAUUGUCUGUUUUGAGUUCUCACUUAACCCGUUUGCCUCCGGCAUCUUCCCUCAUGGCUUCGGAGAAAGAAGCUGCCCUUGCUGCUGCACCCUCUGAUUCUCCUACCAUAUUUGACAAAAUCAUCAACAAGGAAAUCCCAGCUACCGUGGUUUAUGAAGAUGAUAAGGUCUUAGCUUUUAGGGACAUAGCUCCCCAGGCUCCUACGCACAUUUUAAUUAUUCCAAAAUCAAAGGAUGGCCUAACUGGUUUGUCUAAGGCUGAGGAGAGGCACUGUGAAAUCCUUGGCUGCCUUCUUUAUACUGCAAAGCUUGUUGCAAAACAGGAAGGGCUGGACGAUGGAUUCAGGAUUGUGAUCAAUGAUGGCCCUAAAGGAUGUCAAUCUGUGUAUCACAUUCAUGUCCACCUCCUUGGAGGGCGCCAAAUGAACUGGCCUCCAGGCUAAAUAAAGAAGUUAUAGUUGAUAUAGGUAUUUCAUGAUAACUUCAAUAACGAAAGCCGACAUGUGGGCUUUCAUCGAUGAUCAAUGGAGUACACUCUUGAAUAGGGAAAACUAAUGAACCUUGUGAAAUGCAUUGCUUGGAAUCUCAACGAGGCCUGUUUAAAGUUCCCCAGCUUUAUGCCUAUUUAAUAUAAUUUAACUGGUUUUCAGUGCAUGAGAAAUAUGAAUUCUUAGGUCUCUGACCAAGAUCUUACAUGGAGAGAUGAAAUUUGUUACUAGAGCACCUGCACUUAAUAAUAGGCAUAAUAAACUGUUUGAAAAUUUUCUA
Molecule: messenger RNA, 828 nt
Organism: Gossypium raimondii (Peruvian cotton)
Lineage: Eukaryota; Viridiplantae; Streptophyta; Magnoliopsida; Malvales; Malvaceae
Product: 14 kDa zinc-binding protein
Exons: 5
Coding region: 36-503 (155 amino acids)
Biological process (GO): sulfur compound metabolic process; purine ribonucleotide metabolic process
Cellular component (GO): cytoplasm
Molecular function (GO): adenylylsulfatase activity
Source: RefSeq, a predicted model, not a curated record